AUGUUCUAUAAUUUUAAUAAAAUAGAAGAAGUAAAAAUCAGGCUCAGAAGUGCAGAAGGGCACAUCUGUGAGGUCGAAGAAAGUGCAGCUCUUAUGUCCUCGUUUAUUAGAAGCAUGAUAGAAGGAUUUAAUGAGGUAACAGAAGUAUCAUUACCAAAUAUUAAUUCAGUUGUUAUUGAAAAAGUAAUUGAAUAUAUGAGACAUUAUAAAGAUAAGGAUCCUCCAAUUAUUAAAAAACCUAUCAUUUCUUCAAAAAUGGAAGAAAAUACUUCUGCUUGGGAUGCAGGUUUUAUAGAUGCUGAUUGAAAUAUGGUUGUUGAUCUUAUGACAGCAGCAGACUAUUUAAUGAUGAUACCAUUAAGAGAUUUAUGCUGUGCUAAAAUGGCUUGUAAAUUCAAAGGUAGAAGUAUUGAUGAAUUAAGGGCUGAGUAUCAUAUUGAGAAUGAAUUUCCAUCAGAAAUGGAGGAGAAUCUUGAAUUUCAGCAUCCAUGACGUUUGGAAUAA
Messenger RNA from Blepharisma stoltei, 504 nucleotides. The record is from the annotation of a GenBank genome assembly. Lineage: Eukaryota; Ciliophora; Heterotrichea; Heterotrichida; Blepharismidae.